UUCGAAUCCAGGUCUCUUAUUUCAAGUCUACCCCUCCCUGCUGUCUCUAAUUCCAAGUCUACCCCUCCCUGCUGUCUCUAAUUUCAAGUUUAAACCCCUUCGCUGCCCUCUACAUGUAGCAGCCAUGGCGGUCAUCUUGCUGCUCUCGAUCUUACUGCUCAUGACGGCGCUGGGUGGUAUAAACUGCGGCUUCAUAGAUUCGGUUUCUUCUUCUUCUUCUUCUUCGUCGUCGUCAGUUUCUUCCUCGGUCUCGAAUUCUGCAUUGAUUCCUUGGUAUUAUUUGUUGUUGUGGUCAACGAUAGAAGAACGAACGGCCGGAGGUCUGCUGUCAUCAAGGCAGGUCUCCUCAGCGUGGCUCUCCGCCGAAGCUUCAGCUCAGCAGAAGGAGCGCCCACAAGGUCGCGUCAAUCGGGAUAAUUAUGGAAGGGGAAGUACGGCGGCAGAUGGCGAUCGGGAUAGUGAUUGGGAGGAGGAGGUGGCCUUGGCGGGAAGGCUGCGGGGGUUUGUCUCCUCCUCGGGGUCGGAUCGCGAUCGACCGGAUCGUGGUUGGGAUCUGGUCGACGCAACGGCGGUUGCUGCUGUUAACGAGUCGCGACGGUCUUUGUCGUGGUCGGGUUCUAGACGACGCAACUGCGGCAGCCGCUUGCGAGUGACGAAGAGGAGGAGGUACACCCGGAGCAGGAGAAGUAGGACGCGCAGCCUUUUGGAAAGUCCUUUCCAUUCGCCCCCUCCGCCCCCUCCGCCCCCUCCGCCCCCUCCGCCGCCGCCCACGCCGGCGUCGGCGUCGGCGGCGGCAGGUGGUGCAUUCAAUCUUCGACUGGUUGGGAAUGGAUCCGACGUGUUGCAGAUUGUGGAAACGAUCGUGAUCGACGGGAUGAGUGAUAGCUGGACUCUGAACGACAUAGCUCUGGUUGGCUGCAAUUCGAGUGCCAAGGGCAUUAUUUAUCUUGCGCUUGUGAAGUCCAAGACUGCAGAGGGACCACGUGUAUUGAAUCCCCAGUCGUCAUCAUCUUUCAUCGCGUCUUUGAAUGAUGAUGAUCCUAGCGACGGGCGUGACUCGCACGGCGAGUCGGUGGAUGGUAAUGGCGGCAGUGUGACCACCACUGUUCCACUCUCGUCGCUUGUGCCUGGCAUCUCCUCCUCCUCCUCCUCCUCUCCCUCGAUACUUUCGUUGUCAUCGUCGUCGUUGGCCCUUCCGCAAGCUCUUCCUCGGGAUUGGGACGCCGCCGUGGCAGACAACGACCAUCGCGACUUGCGUUCAGUUGUCGGGAUCUGUGUCUUUGGGAGGGCUCGAUGCAGCGAUGGCGGCGCUCCUGCCCACCGUGCUUUGUUCAUUGCUGACGAAGGAUGGCCUCGCUCUAUCCGAGGGGGGGCGAUUACUGAGCCGACGACUCAGCAGAGCCUAAGCCUAAGUCCCAUACCCCCUCCUUUCUCUCUUUCCGAUACACAUCUUGGAAUUGAAGAGAACGAGAUGGACGGUAGCGGCGUCUACGCAGCGAGUCCGGAUGCCGCCAUAGCCAAACCUUUCUCCUUCGUCAAACUGCGCUCUCCCACCAGCCUUGCCUACGUCGAAGCCUCCUCCGCCGCCCAUAAUGCCACCUCCCCCUUUUUGUAUAUCGGGACAUCCUGCGGCAUCUCUAGGAUCGCGCUAGGAUCCAACGGCAGCCAGUUCGUCGAAGUCUUCUUGGGCCUGGACCCUCCGAUGCUGUCGACCCACUCAACAACGGCCGACGCAAGGAGCAAGCAAAUCCAUCAAUGCGGCUAUCGAGAGAGUGCUGGCUUCGACGACCGGUCGUCGGCCAGGUUUGAUGGGGUAGUGAUAAGCUCGUACGGCCUCUCUCGUGACGGGCGAUGGCUCUAUGUGGCGGACAGCAACAACCACUGCGUUCGACGCGUUGACACGUCGGCAGGAUCGACGGAGCUCGUCGCAGGAUCACCGACCACGAAGGGGUUCCAGGACGGAUCCCCACGUGCAUGUGCCCUCUUUGACACCCCCCAUGGCCUUGCUCUCGCCCCGGACGGUCUCACUCUGUUUGUCGCCGAGAGGCGGGCCAAGAGUCUGCGGCGAAUCCUCUUCGACUCGCCCAACGGGCGGCCAGUCCAUGUCGACACCUUGUUGGUUGACGUCAACGAGAACGAUCACGGCUAUGGCACCGAGCAAGGAGGCGAUCGGACCGCGCACACGAAUCGCACCCCCGCCCCCGAGCAGGUUGACGUCAACGAAUUCCGGACGCUGGCGAUCAGCGAGGAGGGGGACACGUUGUACUUGGUGGACAGCGGCGGAGUGAUUUACAAGAUGGUGGUGGGCACCACGUCGUCAUCGUCGUCGCCGUCGUCGUCUUGGAGAUCUGAUCCUUCUUCUUCUGCUGGAUCGUCCUCGUUGACGUCAACCAACAAGGGUCUGGUCGGUCUUGACGACAGGAGCGAUGGCGCUGCUGCUGGCGCCUCGACUCCCGCCGCAACGACCAGCCCGAGCCGAAAGGCGGGGGGUAAUGAGCAAUGGUUCACGAUUCUUGUGAUUACGGCGAGCUCUCUGGUCGUUGCUAUGGCGUCGCUGCUCUGGCUUCGGUCUCGCGGCUGUUGUCGUGAGCGCGAGCCGAGAACCACCACGAGGACGCGGGGAGGUGGUGACCUUGAAGGCAUCAAGGGCCAGCGCUCGAGACACGUUGGCUGUGCCGACGGCGAUGGCGUCGGCAGUGAUGAACGUCGGAUUGAAUCGGUUAUCGCUGUUUUCGACGAUGAUGACGGCACAAGAAAUGCUGCUUCUGCGUUGAUAGCCGGCGAGGCUGUCCGUGGGAUGUCUGAUGGGAUCCCGUCUACCUCUGGCACCCCGUCCUCCUCCCCUUCCUCCUCCCUCCUUGCUGCCAUCGCCGCCGCGCCGAGCUCUCAGCCCGUCUCCUUGUCUAUAGAAGCCAUAGCCAGUGCUUGCAACGACUUCUGUCCUGACCGACUGCUCGAAGACCGAGAAGCUCUCCGUGAGGGCAAGGUCUAUCAAGGCAAGGCAUCCGACGAUUUCUAUGGCGAUCUGAGCAUCCACGUCAUCCCGUCGGAGUCCGGGUCGUUCUCCCCGCUGCAGAUCCGUCGGUUCCAGAUGGAAGUCCUUCGUCUCGGAAGGGUCAAUCACAGCAGCAUCUCCAAAGUGAUUGGUUAUUCCGCCGACCAACCAGAUCGCUUGGUGCUGGUCAGCCCCAUGAUCGCUAAAGGACGCAGCUUACGAGACGUGUUGAAUUGGCGUCAGGCUUCAUUUCACACUGCGCUGAACAAUGUCUUCAUGUCGCAGCGGCAAAAGGAGGAAACUCAAGCUCAAGGGAGGGAGAGCCGCCACGAUGGCAGCUUGUCAUCCUCGACAGGAGAGGGUGCAGCUCGAUCUGCUGCUGGAAUCGGUACGACCACCUCUCCCAAGGCCUCUGCCUCCGUUCUCUCUCCCUCCUCCUCCUCAGCAUCCCCAGCCGUCACUUCGUUUAGCCCCGCGGCUGCCGCUCAGGCUGGUGAUGUCGCAGCAGCGCCCGGCUUCCGCGCUGGUGGUGGUGGUCCCAGGCAAGCUCAUCCAUUAGACUGGCCCACCCGAGUCCUGAUCGCUAAGCAGCUGGCCAGCGCACUAAGUCAUCUUCAUCAUAACUCUAGUCCUCCCAUCAUCCAUGGAGACGUGUCGACCUAUAACGUCGACAUCGAGCUUGGAUGCACUGAUGGUUGGCGCGCAAGGACGAAGCUCGUGGGAGUCGGCCUGAGUCAGCUAAGGGCUAUAGCUCUCAACCACCGCACUGCGCAUGAGAUGUCUAUAGGUGGCACCUUUAGAUCUUGCAGCUGUUUCAAUAGCAAUGGUUACGUCGCGCCGGGGGAUUGGGACUUGGACAGAGAGCAGUUUUGCACUCGAGAGAAUGACGUGUACGCAUUCGGCGUCCUGCUCUUGGAACUGAUUACGGGAAGACCGGCGGUAUUUGGCCCGGAAGAUGUGCUAGAUUCAGGGGGAGAGAUUGUCGACACGUCGGCGAGUCAUCACUCUGAGGACGAGUUGGUGGAGGACAGGGAGAACCGGGAGGGAAGGGAGAGAGAGAAGGAGGAGGUGACUCUUGCAUCGUGGAUUAGCGACCGAGUGGAGCCGUACGAUCAUGGCUUGACUGAAGAAUGCAUACAAGAGAUGAGCGAUCGAGAUCUGUCCCUCGACCCAAGCCACUUGUCAGCUGUGGGAGACAUGAUUAUGCUGGCGCUUCAUUGCCUCCACAACGACGCAGAGAAACGACCUGCUAUGGAUGCCGUUCAUCAGCAGAUCUGGGACAUCCAGCUAUCAAUGCAGAAGAAGAAGAGAUGACGUUAACCUUAUUUCUGGACCUUCGAUUGCCAAAGUCUCUCUUCUCCUUGCGCAUUCUCCGAGUCCCUUUUCUCCUCCUCAAUUCUCCUCUGCUCACCCUUGUGCCUGGGCAAGCGAGAGAGAAGCCAUCCGCCGCCAUAGAUGAUCUCAACCAGUAUCAACAUUAUGGACAUCGAACUGACAGUGAAUCAGAAGAAGAGGGACUCCGAGGAGGGUAAUUCUCUCGAGCUCCUGGUUUCAAACCCUUCUCCUCCCUUCCCGAUUCUCCUCCCUUCUCCAUUCUUCUCUCCUCACCGUUGGGCGUGGGCGAGCGAGAGAGAAGACAUCUGGCAUUCGCUGAUCAUCAUGAUCUAAAUCAACGGCUAUCGAUUCU
Molecule: messenger RNA, 4682 nt
Organism: Chara braunii
Lineage: Eukaryota; Viridiplantae; Streptophyta; Charophyceae; Charales; Characeae
Source: the annotation of a GenBank genome assembly